Messenger RNA from Mesorhabditis belari, 282 nucleotides. The record is from the annotation of a GenBank genome assembly. Lineage: Eukaryota; Metazoa; Nematoda; Chromadorea; Rhabditida; Rhabditidae.
AUGAGCGCUGAUAACAAAAUCUAUGCGACGCUUAUCCCGAACAACACAAUAGCCACUUUGGUGGCACAUCCCCAUGUUUUUGACAUGAAAGAAGGUCCAUUCAUCCGCUUUGCUCCAACUAUUGAAGAAGGCGAAGAACAUUUGUGUCACUCCUACAGAGCAGAUGUCAGUUGUAUUGAAUCUCAGAUUUUCUUGAUGAAUUUUGGAUCGGCGUCGGGCUUAAAACCCAAGACAGAAGGGGCUUAUACUGCGGUGGUGAUUAUGUGCAUUCACGAGCAAGAG